AUGAUUAAAAUUACGAAAUUAAGUUUGAACAAAGUGUCGUCAAUAGCAAGUAUAAUCUGCUUAAUUGAUUGUACUUUAAUACCUAUAAUGAUGUUUGCAUUGUCAAUUUUUAACGUAGUAGAUAACGAAAUUGUUUACUUUAAUCACAUAUCUGAUAUACUAGCGUUAUUUGUUAUGACACCAAUAUGUUUUCUAUGCAUUCUUUUUAAUUAUUAUCAAUUAAAAAAUAUGUUUUUACUUAUAUGGGGUAUAUUUGGUAUUACAUUAUUUAUAAUUUCACAUGGGCAUUUUAGUAUUAAUGAAAAAAUAAAUAUUUUUUUACAAAAGUUCCAUAUCGCUAUAUCAUUAAUUUCUAUACUUAUAUUAUUAAGUAAUAAUUAUGUGUCUCAGAGAAUUUUGAAAAAAAACAAUUUAGAUAAUUGUUGUUUUAAUAGAAAUAAGGGGAAAAAUGAAAAUGGUCAAAAAUAUGCAUAUCAUAUUAACGUCAACUGUAGUCACUUAUCUCCUAAUUAUAAAGAAAAUUCAUUAAAUUGUGAAAACAAAAAUUAUAAGAAAUAUAAUAAAACAGAAAAUGAAUUAGUAAGUUUUUUACAUUAG
Plasmodium relictum is the source of this 597-nucleotide messenger RNA. Its product is annotated as conserved Plasmodium protein, unknown function. Gene Ontology annotation, cellular component: membrane. Gene Ontology annotation, biological process: mercury ion transport. The coding region runs from base 1 to 597 and encodes 198 amino acids. Lineage: Eukaryota; Apicomplexa; Aconoidasida; Haemosporida; Plasmodiidae. Gene Ontology annotation, molecular function: mercury ion transmembrane transporter activity. The record is from RefSeq and is a predicted model, not a curated record. The transcript is spliced from 3 exons.